AUGCCUGGCUUCAUCCGACGACUGUUCAGCUCCAAAAUUCAGCUCCGUGACUACCAAGAAGAGUGCAUUCAGUCUGUUCUUCGUUCCCUUCAAGAUGGUCACCGGAGACUUGGCGUGUCUCUCGCUACUGGAAGUGGGAAAACCGUCAUCUUUACACAGCUUAUUGAGAGGGUCAAGGCUAGGUCCGAAUCAGCAACGCAGACCCUUAUUCUCGCCCAUCGCCGGGAGCUCGUUGAGCAGGCCGCCAGGCACUGCACGAACACGUACCCUAAUGCGUCGGUCGACAUUGAGAUGGGGGCUCUACAUGCCUCGGGACAUGCCGACAUUACGAUUGCCAGUCUGCAGAGCAUCAUCUCCAAGGAUCGCUUGACCAAGUUUGAUUCAGCCCGCUUCAAGCUUGUCCUCGUUGAUGAGGCGCAUCACAUUGUGGCCCCCGGUUACAUGCGUGUCCUGAAGCACUUCGGUCUUGACACCCCCGCCGAAUCAGCCACAAGCCCCGAGAAUGGCGAGUCCUCCUGUCCAGCCCUCGUUGGUGUCUCCGCUACCUUCUCCCGGUUUGACGGUCUCCGUCUGGGCGCCGCCAUCGACCGCAUUGUGUACCACCGUGACUACGUCGACAUGAUCGAGGCAAAGUGGUUGUCCGAUGUCAUUUUCACCACCGUCACAUCCACAGCCGACAUAUCUUGCGUUCGCAGUGGACCCACCGGGGACUUUCAGACGGGAGACUUGUCUCGGGCCGUGAAUACGGACCGCGUUAAUGACAUCACUGUUCGUAGCUGGUUCGCCAAAGCUCCCGAUCGCAAGUCUACUCUCGUAUUCUGUGUCGACCUUGCCCAUGUCGCCGGCCUGACCAACGCCUUCCGCCGCUACGGAGUCGAUGCCCGCUUCGUCACCGGCGACACCAGCAAGGUUGAGCGGGCCGCCACGCUUGAGGCGUUUCGUCGGGGCGAAUUCCCCGUCCUAGUCAACUGUGGCGUCUUCAUCGAGGGGACCGACAUACCCAACAUCGACUGCAUCAUUCUCGCCCGUCCUACCCGGUCACGGAACCUGCUAGUCCAGAUGAUUGGCCGGGGCAUGAGACUGCACAAAGAGAAGUCUAACUGCCACAUCGUCGACAUGGUCUCGAGUCUGGAAACUGGCAUUGUCACCACCCCGACCCUGUUUGGUCUCGACCCGGGAGAUCUUCUCGACAAGUCCUCAGUCGAUGACAUGAAAUCGUGGAAAGAGCGAAGAGACGAGGAGUCACUCCGACGGCAGCAGGCUUACAGUCCUCCCCAAACCGACAACACCUCUGAAACGUCUGGUUCUGUUUCCUUCACCGAUUACUCCUCCGUCUUCGAUCUCAUCGAGGAUACAUCAGGCGAGAAACACAUACGAGCCAUAAGCCAGUACGCCUGGGUUCAAGUUGGCCGCGACCGCUAUGUACUGGCAGCCCCGAGCGGUUCCUACAUCCGCCUCGAGAAGAUUGCCGCCGCCGACGAGAAGACCCAGCUGGAUCACCAAGCCCAGUACCGGGCCGUCGAAGUCCGAGCACUUCCACCAGGCGUGGCCAAGUCGCCCUUUGCAGCUCCGCGCGAGAUCCUGAAAGCUCUCACUUUCGCAGACGCCGUCCACGGUAGCGACAAGUAUGCCUCCGAGGUGUUCCCGCAUGUCUUCAUCCACCGGUACCAGAGGUGGCGUAAGGAACCGCCGACACCUGGCCAGCUCGAGUUCCUCAACAAGCUGCGGCCGAAAGAGCAGCCCCUUGUUGCGGCCGAGAUCACUAAGGGCCGGGCCGCAGAUAUGAUUACUAAGAUUAAACAUGGUGCUAAAGGCAGGUUUGCCGAUCUCGAAGCUCGGAAACGACGGAUGCAACGGCGGGCCCUUCGGCUAGAGCAACGGGACGCCCUGAGGCAGCGUGAACGGGUUUCAGUUGGGCCUGUGGUCUCGUGA
Messenger RNA from Sodiomyces alkalinus F11, 1932 nucleotides. Its product is annotated as P-loop containing nucleoside triphosphate hydrolase protein. Lineage: Eukaryota; Fungi; Ascomycota; Sordariomycetes; Glomerellales; Plectosphaerellaceae. Gene Ontology annotation, molecular function: ATP binding; hydrolase activity; DNA binding. The transcript is spliced from 2 exons. The record is from RefSeq and is a predicted model, not a curated record. Bases 1 to 1932 code for a protein of 643 amino acids.